Messenger RNA from Helobdella robusta, 237 nucleotides. RefSeq lists its product as hypothetical. NCBI's taxonomy places the organism in Eukaryota, Metazoa, Annelida, Clitellata, Rhynchobdellida, Glossiphoniidae. The transcript has 3 exons. Gene Ontology annotation, biological process: regulation of transcription by RNA polymerase II. Gene Ontology annotation, cellular component: PRC1 complex. The record is from RefSeq and is a predicted model, not a curated record. The annotation marks the transcript as partial.
AAAGUACAAAUGCAAUCAAUUAAUCAGUUUUUUAUAUGCUCCAUCUGCAAUGGAUACCUCCACAUGGCAACAACCAUUACAGAAUGUUUGCACACAUUCUGCAAAGGUUGCCUCAUCAAGCAUUUAGAAUACAACUUGCAUUGUCCCAAGUGUCUGACAAUUAUUCACCCAACUGAUCCUAAAAUCAAUAUUAGGCAUGAUUCCAUGAUUCAAGAUCUUCUCUACAAGGUGUUACCA